AUGUAUCCCACUGGUUCUUCUGAGAGAAGUGGACAAAAUCACUCUACAAACGAUACCGGAGACGAAAAAAAUCAUAAUACUAUUACUCUUUCUUAUAACGAUAAUACAAUCAACCCAACUGUAUACUCAAAUACGAUUAUGACUUCUUUUAAUGAUAAUGAACAAUUCUAUUCAAGUGUUGUUGGUCAAGUCUACUCGAGAGAAACGGUAACGAUUUAUGGUAAUCCUCCAACAAAUUUUUGGAAUCAAAGCCCAGUCGUUGGCUUAUGUUAUUUUUGUAAUUCUACUAUAAAUCCGCAAGACAUCGAUACGAUUACUUGCACAUCGGAAAAUUGCAAUAUUAAUUCCCAUACUGGGUGCUUAAUGAAAUAUGGACUUUAUGACUUCAAUCAAUCAUGGUACUGUCCAAACUGUAUGCCACCACGUCCUCCCGCAAGACAAAUGGAAUCAUUAAACGACGAAAAUAUUGAAGCCAAUCAAUCUCCACCGAAAAAUCCUUUGCAUUUGCUAUUGGAAGCAUCGGACCAAAUCCAAUCAAAUUCUAGGACUAAUACAACCCAAAUAAACACCGUCAAUGAUUCGUCUUUUACACCUUUAUUGAAUUCAUCUACGCAACUUAUUGAAAAUAAUGAUAUUUCAACACGACCAAAACUUAUGACUUCCAAAGAAUUUAUUUUUCAGCCUUUUCAUGGUGACAAUUCGGAUGUUAACGAUACCAUUAAUGGUGAAAAUGAAAAGGUAGAAAAGCGAAAUAAUUCUAUACGUAAUCUUGAAAGAACACGUACACGACAAAAUCAGGUCACCAGCGCACUUAAAGAAUCAGUUGCUAGGCUCUCACGGGAACAUGCUAAACAAUUCGAAAGAUACGAAUCCUUAGAAAAAGAUAACGAAAAACUUAAUAAUGUUUUACAAAAAUUAAAACUUGCGCUUGUUCCAUUGGCUCAAGAAAGACACGUUUUGCAAAUUUUGCGUAAACAGAAUGAAGAUUUGCAAGAACAGGAUAUCGGUCAAGAUAACGUUUUGCAAUUAUUCUUGAAGAUUGGUACCACCUCAACACCUUCUAAUGCAAUUACUUCUACUUCAUAUAUACCAUACUUACCUACAAUUGGUUCCUCAUUAUAUGAAAGAUGUCAGAAAUGCUCAAAGAUUGGUGGACAUUUAAUUUCUUGCGUGAAUUGUCAUGUUAUUCAACAUAUCGCUUGUUGUAGUAAAGGAGAAAAACCUUCCACGGAAAUGAUAGACAUUCGAUGGCUGUGUAUUAAUUGCAAAAAUGCUAACCCAAAACGUAAAAAUUAUACGGAAAGCGUAGACAUAAAAGUCGUCCCAUCUAGUUUAAUUGGUGGAUAUAAACGCAUUAAAGUAUGUAAUCCAACUAAAGAAAACGGAACCAAAUCAAGAAAUAAUUCGACUUUAAAUAGUAUUAGUAUUCAAAAUCUUGAUAAAGGUUGUGACGAAGGAGUUUUAUCGCCACAACUUACUCCUCAUAAAGCAGAAACAAAUGAAGGAAAUACGUUAACCAUGGAAGUAAAAAUUAAGGAUCAACGAGAUUCUACCGAUUUGACACUCCCAAAUACUCCCAUGUCGGGAGAAAAUGAAAGCGAUGAUAGCAGUUUUACUGGCAAUGGUUCGGAAAUGGAAAUGGAAAUUGAAUCUAAUCAAGACGAAUUAAAACUUGGGCUUUUAGAUCGAGCGCCCCCAUCAGACAAUGGCCCGGAAGCAACUAGACAACCAGCGCGUUUUGACGGGGACAUGUAUACUCCUCGGUGGGUACGUGGAGUUGGUAAGUCAAAGGAAGGACUUUGUCCUCAUUGUGAGCCUGUACGAUGGCUUAAAACAAAGAUUUCAGCUUAUUGGUAUCAUCUCAAUUAUCAACAUGGGAUUUCUUCCAUUACUGGAAGACCAUUUACGCAACCUACUGCAGAAAGAGUUAAUAAAAAGACUGGUAUGAAAGAAGCGCUUUGUCACAAGUGUAAUAAAUGGAUUUUAAAUCAAUCGCCACGUGACAAGGAUGUUUUAGUCCCCGAGAUUUAUUGGUAA
Molecule: messenger RNA, 2037 nt
Organism: Funneliformis geosporum
Lineage: Eukaryota; Fungi; Glomeromycota; Glomeromycetes; Glomerales; Glomeraceae
Source: the annotation of a GenBank genome assembly